Pangasianodon hypophthalmus (striped catfish) is the source of this 1590-nucleotide messenger RNA. It is a transcript of the gene trim63b, whose product is annotated as tripartite motif containing 63b. The record is from RefSeq and is a predicted model, not a curated record. Gene Ontology annotation, molecular function: zinc ion binding. Lineage: Eukaryota; Metazoa; Chordata; Actinopteri; Siluriformes; Pangasiidae. Bases 132 to 1163 code for a protein of 343 amino acids. The transcript has a single exon.
GAGGAUGGUAUAAAAGCUUUGGCCGCUGUGCUUCCGCAGGACUGACAGCUGAUGGGACAUGCUUGUGCUGGCUGUGUUGCCAUAAUUACGACAGACAUUGCAGCCUGCAUUAGACACCAGCAGUAGUUAAAAUGGAAAUCCAGAGGACUGGCUCCCUGAUGGGGGCACCUGGCUCCAUGGAGAGUCUGGAAAAACAACUUAGUUGUCCAAUCUGUCUUGAUCUGUUCACCAAGCCUGUAGUGAUCCUUCCCUGUCAACAUAACUUGUGCCGUGGAUGUGCUAGUGACCUUUACGACUCUCGAAACCCUUACAGAUUUUCAGGCGGGGUGUUCAGGUGUCCAACAUGUCGUUUUGAGGUGGUUCUUGAUCGUCAUGGUGUACAUGGACUUCAAAGGAAUCUUCUAGUAGAGAACAUUAUUGACCUUUACAAACAGCAGCAAGAAGGUGGUGGAACCACAGCAGUGCCUGUAAAACCUAAAGUCUCCACUGAACCACUGUGUGAGGAGCACAAGGAUGAAAAGAUCAACAUCUACUGUGUGACCCACCAGGUUCCCACUUGCUCGAUGUGUAAAGUGUUUGGAGAGCACAAGGACUGUGAAGUUUCCCCCCUUGCUAGCGUUUACCAGGCCCAAAAGGGAGAGAUGAGCAACGCCAUCGAUGCUCUGGUUGCAGGCAAUGCAAGGCUGCAGGCCCUGUUAAACCAGAUGGAGGAAGCUUGCAAAGCUGUUCAGGAAAAUGCCCAACAUGCUAAGCAAAGGCUAGGAGAGCGAUUUGAUGGUCUAUAUGUAGCUCUAGAGGAACGAAAGAAUGCCCUCUUGGAGCGUAUUAGCAAAGAGCAGGAUGAGAAGGUAGCAGCCUUACGAAAGCUAGCUAGACGUUAUGGAGACCGCCUACAAGCAGGCACAGAACUCACUGAUACAGCAGUUCAGGCCCUUGAACAAAGCAGUGCUGCAGAGUUCCUGCAGUCCUCCAAGGGUCUCAUUGCACAGACAAAGGAUGCAGCCAAGAGUUCCCUGGCUGAGGAAAGACCUGAACCUGGAUUUGAAAGGAUGGACCAUUUUACUCUUUUCACAGACCAUAUUGAGACAUUGUUGUCCAAGAUAGACUUUGGAGCAGACGAGGAUGAAGAAUAUGAAGAUGCAGAGGAAGAAGAAGAGGAGUGAACUGGACACGUCCUGGUUGGAGAGUUAGUGUCCAUGAAGGAGAAGUGAAGGACAAUGUCAAAAAUGUUGCUAAAUAAUAUAUGUUAACAGAUUGUAAAUAGUUUUACAGGGUAUGCUGCUAAGCCAUUUGAACACUACAGACUACUGAAAACUACAAAGCAACGUUGUGAGAGAAAACUGAUUUAGUGCCAUUUUAUACUUUUAUAAUGAUAGUUUAUAUAUUUGUCUGUCUGUGAAUCAUGCUGAUAGUAUACUGAAAUGAAUGGAAAACAUGAUCAUACUAUUCAUUUACGUGGAUAUGAAAUGAAACAGAACAUAAUGUAAAAUAAGAUUGUAUAAGUGUAUAAGAUUGUAUAAGUCAAUUUUUGUGAUUACUGUGGUUAUUUUGCUGCAUUACAAUGAAAUCUUUAAUAAAGCAUUAAAUUGA